Messenger RNA from Lycium barbarum (goji berry), 1288 nucleotides. RefSeq names its product naringenin,2-oxoglutarate 3-dioxygenase. The transcript has 3 exons. Bases 82 to 1182 code for a protein of 366 amino acids. The record is from RefSeq and is a predicted model, not a curated record. Lineage: Eukaryota; Viridiplantae; Streptophyta; Magnoliopsida; Solanales; Solanaceae.
CAUAAAAGGGUGCGUCACUCUUUACUAUAUAUACCUAAGUGCGUACAAAGAAAAAAAUAAUACGAAAGUUAGCUUUCAAAAAUGGCACCGUCAACACUAACGGCUCUAGCGGAUGAGAAGACUCUUCAAACAAGUUUCAUUAGGGAUGAAGAAGAGCGUCCAAAAGUGGCUUACAACAAAUUUAGUGAUGAGAUUCCAGUCAUAUCCUUGAAGGGUAUUGAUGAUGUUGAUGGAAGAAGAGGUGAAAUAUGUGAAAAGAUUGUAAAGGCAUGUGAAGAUUGGGGAAUUUUCCAGGUAGUUGAUCAUGGGGUUGAUGCUGAAUUGAUCAAACAAAUGACAACACUCGCUAAAGAAUUCUUUGCAUUGCCUCCUGAAGAAAAGCUCCGGUUUGACAUGUCUGGUGGCAAGAAAGGUGGCUUCAUUGUCUCUAGCCAUCUACAGGGGGAAGUGGUCCAAGACUGGCGUGAAAUAGUGACCUACUUCUCAUACCCAAUUCGGGCUAGAGACUACUCUAGAUGGCCAGACAAACCACAGGGAUGGAUUGAUGUAACCCAGAAUUACAGUGAAAAGUUGAUGGAAUUGGCUUGCAAAUUAUUGGAGGUAUUAUCAGAGGCAAUGGGCUUAGAGAAGGAGGCCUUAACCAAUGCAUGUGUCGAUAUGGACCAAAAAGUGGUUGUCAACUUUUAUCCAAAGUGUCCACAGCCUGACCUUACUCUUGGGCUGAAAAGACACACUGAUCCAGGAACCAUCACUCUCCUGUUACAGGACCAAGUUGGUGGGCUUCAAGCCACUAAAGAUAAUGGCAAAACUUGGAUCACUGUUCAGCCCGUUGAAGGCGCUUUUGUUGUCAAUCUUGGUGACCAUGGACACUUUUUGAGCAAUGGGAGGUUCAAGAAUGCUGAUCAUCAAGCAGUGGUGAACUCGAAUAGCAGCAGAUUAUCAAUAGCCACAUUUCAAAAUCCGGCACCGGAAGCAAUUGUGUAUCCACUAAAAAUUAGGGAAGGAGAGAAAGCAGUAAUGGCAGAGCCCAUAACAUUUUCAGAAAUGUAUAGGAGGAAAAUGAGUAAUGAUCUUGAGCUCGCUAGGCUCAAGAAACAGGCUAAGGAGCAACAGAUACAAGCUGAAGAAGCUGCUGGAAAGGCCAAGUUGGAAUCCAAGCCCAUUGAGGAAAUUCUUGCUUAAAUAUUUACAAUUUUAAGAGUCAUAUUGGAUGUUGAAAAAAGAUGCUACUCGUGUAAUUUCUUUUAUCACUACUGUCUUCAAUAAAAAUGGAUCAUGUUGUAGUGAA